This is a messenger RNA of Paramuricea clavata, 3963 nucleotides long. Lineage: Eukaryota; Metazoa; Cnidaria; Anthozoa; Malacalcyonacea; Plexauridae. The record is from the annotation of a GenBank genome assembly.
UUUAAAUUUUGUUUUUAUCAACAUUCAAGGUCUAUCCAUUUGAAUAUGCGUACACAGAAGAACACCAUUCUUUACUUCAAGUUGGUCGAAAUAUAACCUAUAUAAAAUUAUUGGCUCGGGAGUUUUUUAAAGAAUCUCAACAAGAUACUCGACCGUUCUUUCUGUACAUUGGUUUUCAUGAUCCUCACCGUUGUGGACACACAAAUCCUGAAUACGGUUAGUAGCUACCUUAACUGCAAAUGUCAUGUCAUAAUUACACAAUAGCAAAAAUUAUUUGUAGGCCAGCAGCCAAUGAAAACGGAGAUUGUAAAGGUAAUGCGUAUAAUACAUGUUAUCUCUAACUCAAAAUUUUGAAAAUUACUGUUCUUGCAGAAAAGCCUCGUGUCUUAGUUAUCAACUUUGACAUGAUUAGAACAUUAUGUUCAAUCACGCUUUGGUCGUGUACGAUUCGUAUUCUGCACUGGGGAAAAAAUGUGAAAUCCAUACUAUGAGAUUUGCAAUUGAAAUUACUAAAUCCAUAGUAUGUCCAACUAUUUCGAUACUAUAUCCAUAGUGUGGAAAUAUACAAUUAUUAUGGAUAAUCAAAAAUCCAUUCUAUUUCCAAUAAAGGUCCAUACAAUUUCCAUUCUAUGGAUUUCCAAAAUGUUUUCCAGUACUGGCGUAUGAAAUUUACUGCUGACGCCACAAUUCCUCUUCAUUCAGAUUCAAAUGCAACCACUUUACGUGUGCUUAUUCGAUUACAUACGCCAGAAUACGAAUCGUACACGACAAAUCGCAGCGUGUAAACGUACCUUAAAUUUAUACAGUGAAUACUGUUUUACAACUUUUUAGGGCAAUUCUGUGAGAAAUUUGGCAAUGGUGAGCCCGGCAUGGGAAUAAUAGAAGACUGGAAACCAACCCAUUACGAUCCUUCGGAUGUUGUUGUUCCAUAUUUUGUUCAAGAUACUAUCGCUGCAAGACAGGACCUGGCAGCACAGUAUACAACUAUCAGCAGACUGGAUCAAGGCGUUGGUUUAAUACUGGAUGAAUUAAAAAGCUCUGGCUUUGAAGAUUCUACGUUAGUAGUGUACAGUUCAGAUAAUGGAAUACCGUUUCAAGUUGGUAAGGGUUAUUAUGAUGAAGAUAAGAACCACGCACUGCACUGCAGUACAUAGCAUUGCGUUACGUUACUUGCGUUACAUACACUACAUACACAGUACGUUACGUAUAUACUUAAACAUUACAGGGGAGGUUCUAUAAAACUCUUAACUACUUUUUAACUAGUAUCCAUUUUUUAGUUAAUUAUUAGUGGUUAACUUUAAUAUGGUUGUAUAAAAAUGUAGUUAGCGUAGUUAAAACUGCAGUUAAAACGUCGUUAUACCGUAGUUAACUAUCCUCUAUGGAGUAUCGUCAGGGGCGUACAUUCUACAGCCAGUGGCGGCGGAACAGAUUUUAUUUUGGGAAGGCUAAUCAGUUCCAGCUAAGUUGGGAACCAUAUAGUUAAGAUUUUCAGCCAAGUGCAAACACGAUACGCAAAACCUGAUUGAACUGUAAAAUUUGCAAAAUCGAGGCUCGGAAUUGCCAUUUUCUGCACGUUCCGGCACCGAGUAAAGAAUUUGGAUGAAAAAUUCUCCUGUCUACACCAGACAUUUGCGGCUUGUGGAUUAAACAUUUCUCAUAGCAGAAAUUCGGGACCGACUUUUAAUACAGUCUCAAACAAAACUGGGACCGACGUUUUGAGAAUUUUCGAGUGUUGGGGGGGGGGGUUAUACACCCCACACCCCUCUCUAAUGUGCGCUCCCGGGUGUCGUUAACUUCUCAAAAUGUAGUUAAAAAUGGUGCUCUUAUAGACUUAGGAGUGAACAACAUUUUUCAGUAAGACAAUAAUGAAAAGCAGCGCUUACCUGGGAUUUUCAAUCACUAUCUUCCCUUCAUGUGAAUGUUUUCAGUGAUGUUUUCUGACAGUUAUAAACUCUUCAAACGCUAUAUCGCUUUGGGUUUUGGGCGGAAACAGAAUAUAUUUUUAGCAGGAAGAUUUGUCGAAGACGGAGUAGGACCUAUUACACGAAGAAACACUGAUAUUCUGUAUAAUUGCCAAACAGCUACACUUUAGAUUAAUGUAGACAUCUUACGAAAACGGUGCCUUCUUCUUUGAUUUUUGUCUUGUUUUCUUGUUUAUUUUUCACUGUUGUGAAAAUUAUUAUUUGCAAAAUACGAGUCCACAAUCAUGUUAAAAAUGCUUGUCAGCGGUCGUUAAUCACUUCUUACUUUAUGUAAUUUUGUGUUUAAACGCCUCACGCACACACAAUCCAACUAACUACGUUUUGUGCAACGCAAAUGCAACGCAAUUGAUGUUAGCUAAUGUAGUUAGCUAAUUACACUUGAUGAUUUAACUACAGUAGUUAACGCUAACUAUAGUUAACUUUAACUACGUUUUUAUACAACCAGUAUCAGUACGUUACAUUACAUUACAUCGUGUAAUAUAUAUACUGAACAUCGCGAAAAUUAGGCUAUUGUUAUUUUUCGUAUAAAGGUCGCACAAACUUGCAAGAACCAGGAAUGAGUGAGCCGUUGCUUGUCUCAACACCUUUCCACGAAGAAUACUGGAACACCCGAAGCGAUGCUCUGGUUAGCUUACUGGACAUUACACCAACCGUCUUAGACUGGUUCAACAUUACGUAUCCUACAUACAAGAUCUUUGGUCCCAAUCCAGUCAACCUGACUGGCAAUACACUCCUACCAUUAUUGCAGGAACGUGAGUCACGUGUCCAACAAGAAUGGGACACUGUAUAUGCAAGUCACAGUCUCCAUGAGAUCACAGGAUACUACCCAAUGAGGGUCAUAAGAAAACAGAGAUUUAAACUUAUCCACAAUUUGAACUUUUUAAUGCCGUUUCCAAUCGAUCAGGAUUUUUAUAUUUCGCGCACGUUUCAAGAUCUUCUCAACCGAACACGUAAACACAUCGACACACAUUGGUUCAUGACCCUGCAUGAUUAUUACUAUCGACCACGUUGGCAGCUUUUUGACCUACAGAACGAUCCGAAAGAACUGGUCAAUCUUGCGGGAAAGACAGAAUUUCAAGAUGUGUUCGAGAGCUUGCGACGGGAACUGCAUCAAUGGCAAAAUGUCACGUACGAUCCAUGGAUUUGUGCUCCUGAUGGCGUUCUUGAAAACGAAGGAGCGUUUUCACCCAUGGGAACGUGUUUGCCGUUGGACAAUAAUUUGUAAAUAUAUAUUUCAAAAAGGGUCACUUCAAAUUUUAAUAGCUAAUAUAUGCAUGAAAAAUAUUCUCAAUUUUUGAUUGGCUGAGAGUAUUGAGAUAUUAUUUUAAUACACUAGACCUUUAGUCAGUGUAUCAUAGUCAUACACAAUGGUGGUUGUAGUUUCAAAUUUUCAUCACAGGUUGAAACAGUUAUUUUAACUCGGAAAGGAGUAUAGUAAAAAUGAUUAUUAUGAAAGUGCAAAUUUUAAAACAACUUCCUAAGGCAAAGGUCAGUACCGUAUCAGAGCAUGAUGUAUAACUUAUAAUUACUUUAAUCUUCAUUAGUAUAUGGGAUUAUCAACUAACCCGACCGUUAUUGGAGGUCCAUGCAACCUUAUAACAUGUCAAGAUUCUUAUCAAGUACAAAAUAACUGUGCCUUGAAUGCGAUGGAUUUAUCUUUUUAUAAUAAAACCAAUCACCGACACCCAUAAAAACCCCUUGCAGGAUCACACGACGUCUUCACAAUAAUAAGAUAUAAUUAUAAGUAAUUUGUUUUGGAGGGAAAUAUAUUAUUUGCGCUGAUGAAGAUUCGUGGUGUACGGAUCGAAAGCUUUGCAGAUUUAAUUAUUUAUUUGAUUGUUUUAAUCCGUAAUAUUAAAUCAGGGUGUUUUCCACAAAAACUAAUAAAUAAAAAACAUCCCAAACAUGUUUUACCUGUUCGAUUGGGUAGCUUUGCUUCGUAAAAUGUAAGUUGUAUUCAACUGGUGCUUGAGAUAAAUAG